Messenger RNA from Merops nubicus (carmine bee-eater), 1115 nucleotides. It is a transcript of the gene AGPAT5, whose product is annotated as 1-acylglycerol-3-phosphate O-acyltransferase 5. Bases 1 to 1005 code for a protein of 334 amino acids. The record is from RefSeq and is a predicted model, not a curated record. The transcript has 8 exons. Gene Ontology annotation, cellular component: mitochondrion; endomembrane system. NCBI's taxonomy places the organism in Eukaryota, Metazoa, Chordata, Aves, Coraciiformes, Meropidae. Gene Ontology annotation, molecular function: acyltransferase activity.
AUGGUCAACAUGGGAUUCAGCAAGGGGAAAUCAUGCUUAACUAAUGUGAUAGCUUUCUAUGAUGGUGUGACUAGCUGGGUAGAUGGCAGAAGAGCAGUGGAUGUUGCCUGUCUUGUCUUCAGCAAGGUAAUAAUCUAUGGGGAUUUGCCAAAAAAUAAAGAAAAUGUAAUAUAUUUAUCAAAUCAUCAGUGUACAGUGGACUGGAUUAUUGCGGACAUGUUGGCAAUUAGGCAGAAUGCUCUCGGGCAUGUCCGCUAUGUCUUGAAAGAUGGGUUAAAAUGGCUCCCGCUGUACGGGUGGUAUUUUUCACAGCACGGUGGAGUCUAUGUAAAAAGAAGUGCCAAAUUCAAUGAAAAAGAAAUGAGGGAGAAGUUGCGGGCCCAGAUGAAAGCUGAGACUCCGAUGUAUUUAGUGAUUUUUCCAGAGGGGACUCGUUACAAUCCAGAAAUACCAAAAGUCAUUGCAGAUAGUCAAUCAUUUGCUGAAAAGGAAGGACUUGCUAUAUUAAAGCAUGUGUUAACACCACGUGUGAAGGCAACUCAUGUAGCCAUUGACACAAUGAAGGACUACCUGGAUGCAGUGUAUGAUGUGACUGUAGCUUAUGAAGGUACUGUGGACCACAAAGGACAAAGAAAACUGGCACCAUCUAUGACAGAGUUUCUUUGCAAGGAAUGCCCAAGAGUUCAUAUUUUCAUUGAUCGAAUUGAACUGAAGGACAUACCAGAAGAGCAGAUGUAUAUGAGAAGGUGGCUUCAUGAACGCUUUGAAAUAAAGGAUAAGUUACUAAUAGAGUUUUAUGAUGCAAAGGAUUCUAAAAGAAGAAAUAAGUUCCCUGGAAAAAGUGUGCAUUCCAAACUAAGCCUCAAGAAAACUUUGCCAUCUUUGCUGUUUUUAGGUGGCCUGACUGCUAGUAUGCUUCUGACAGAAUCUGGAAGGAAACUUUAUGUAAAAACAUGGAUAUAUGGGACUUUAAUUGGCUGCCUGUGGGUUAGCAUUAAACCAUGAGCAGAUGUUAGUCUCCAAUCAGUGAAAUGUGCAGUCUUUUCUUGCACAUUGCACCAAACUUUUUCCUGACUUUAUAGAAAAUACAGUGUAAAUAAAGCCUUAUCGAUCGA